This is a messenger RNA of Salmo salar (Atlantic salmon), 3803 nucleotides long. RefSeq names its product E3 ubiquitin-protein ligase NRDP1. Lineage: Eukaryota; Metazoa; Chordata; Actinopteri; Salmoniformes; Salmonidae. The record is from RefSeq and is a predicted model, not a curated record. Gene Ontology annotation, biological process: protein ubiquitination; regulation of canonical NF-kappaB signal transduction. Gene Ontology annotation, cellular component: plasma membrane signaling receptor complex. Gene Ontology annotation, molecular function: ubiquitin protein ligase activity.
AUUUCAGCCAUUGGAGAAGCAGUGCAUUUCAAAGUUUAAAAAAAAUCAGUGCUGCUUCAGUCACUGAAAAAUAAGGAAUUGUCAGUGUGUUGUAAAUUCAGUUCCAUUUCAGUCAAAUAGGAUCCAGUUCUUGUCAACGUGUUGACCACACACAUGCUGUUCCAUUUGUCAUAGAGAAAGGAGAAGAAAACCAGACAUUUCAGUCCUGUAGGCCGUGCGCAGGACAUUUUAUUUUGUGAUGCUAAGAAGAUGAUUAUCAUCUUGUCCAAAGUGCUCUUGCUGACAUGCUGUUCUUGUAUUUCUAUAUACAUUAUAUCACUAGACAUUUAAUUCUCUAUGAUGACGCUCCAGUGAUGAAGAUCCAAUGCUUGUAUGUGGGGGUGGGAGCGAUAACAGACAUGAGAAUGGGCUAAAGGGAGGGAGGAGAGCUUACAGGAUAAUAGACUUUCAGAGGGAUGCAGUGACAGCAAUGGGAGAGGACAGAAGGUAGAGGGAAGAAGGAAAUAUGGAGAGAUGAGCUCUGGAGGAAGGUCUGUCCAUUCUUGUUCUAGAUGAAUGAGAAGAGCCUAAUGUUUGUAGUGGUGCGUAAAGAUGGUGCAGAGGUGUAGGUAAUCAGGAUAGAAGAAGUGAGUGGCGAUGCUUAGUCCUGUUAAUGUAAAUAAAACAUAGGGAUGCUAACAUAACAAACCGAUCUCCCAAACCGAGACCAACCAUGAGGUGAGUUGCUUUAAAUAGACACACUUGAAGAGGAUGGCAUUAUUUUCCUACAUGUUUGCCCUUGGAGCAAAUGGUUGCUGGAUUGUGCUUUUUAUAGUACAAAACACUUUUUCCAGCCUAGGGAUUGGUUAAUUGGUGUUAUUAGUGUUCUUUGUUUUGCACUGUGUUUAGGAGAGAGUGAUUGCAUCUGUCUGUGGGCACAUGUGUUGUUAGGUUAAUUCAGCAAGGAGCUAGUGUGACCCUUCAGCGUCACUUUCAGUCAAUGUAGCCUAUGCAUUCAGAGCUGUCCUUGGACUAUGUGCAGAAUGCUGGCAGCAGUACAGGAAUGUGGACAUAGAAUAUGGAGAGAGAGGGAAGAAUUGGAAUUCAGUUUGCUUGCAUCUGCACUCAGCUGUGUGAUGAUAAUUUAUACUCCCUCUGGGGCCCCAGUAUGAAUCAGCAGCUUUGCAGCACAGAACCCCACUGAGAUGGGAAGAAUCAGAACUAUGACUGUGUCUGGAAUGGCACCCUAUUCCCUAUAAUACACUACUUUUGACCAGGGCCUUGGUCAAAAGUAGUGCACUAUAUAGGGACUAGGAUGCCAUUUGGAACUUACCCAGGGACUGCAUGGGGAACAGAGGGCAAGAAGGUUCAGUAUCUGGGGAAUUCAUUGCUACCAGUAGCUUUCUUCCUGACACACCCAGGAACUGUAGUGGGAAUGGCAAUUGUAGCCAGCAGAAACUAGCCGGCCCGUCGCUAGCUUAGCAUCACGCACUGAUGUCAUCAGUACCAUCACCCCUGCGUUGAUGAGCACUUCACCCACAGCAGAACUGCUAUACACCAAUGUAACCUGAACUCCCUCUUUCAAUGGCUUUAGUUUUUUAUCAUGCUCUCUGGUUAGGGCUGGGCAAUAUAUCGAAUUCAUUCAAAUGUAUGGUUUUGCACGGUAUUCCAAAGGCCUGUAUUGCAAGAUUCAGGUUUUUAUUUAUGAACAUGUCAGUUUGUUCUCAUGUUUUCUUUUUGGUCUCAUCUCCUCCACUCUUUCUGUGCUGUGUGCACCUUCCCAUUUACACACACACAAGCCCCUCCCCCACACAACAGGCCCCUCCCUCUGCCACUUACAAUAACAAAGAGGAGCGAUCGCUUCUUCCUGUGACAAGUGGUUUCAACUCGCUAUUUGCAUUUGAGGUUUGGUCCAACAGAAUGGACACCGAAACACAUGGAGACAUUAUUUGACUGCCCCUCACUGCGAGCAUGCCUUCUGCAAUGCCUGCAUCACCCAGUGGUUCUCCCAGCAGCAGAUAUGCCCCGUGGACCGCAGCGUGGUGACGCUGGCCCACCUGCGCCCUGUGCCCCGCAUCAUGCGCAACAUGCUGUCCAAGCUGCAGAUCACCUGCGACAAUGCCGGCUUCGGCUGCACCGCCGUGCUGCGCCUCGACCAGCUGCAGUCGCACCUCAGGGACUGCCAGCACAAUCCCAAGAGGCCCUUCCAGUGCGAGCAGGGCUGCGGACUGGAGAUGCCUAAAGACGAGGUGUCCAGCCACAACUGCAUCAAACACCUGCGCAGCGUGGUGCAGCAACAGCAGGGCAAGGUCACCGACCUGGACAAGACUGCUGCUGAACACAAGCACCAGCUAGCAGAGCAGAAACGGGACAUCCAGCUGUUGAAGGCGUACAUGAGAGCCAUCCGCAGUGCCAACCCCAACCUGCAGAACCUCGAGGAGACCAUUGAGUACAAUGAGAUCCUGGAGUGGGUCAACUCCCUUCAGCCAGCGCGCGUCACCCGCUGGGGCGGCAUGAUCUCAACACCGGACGCUGUCCUCCAGGCAGUCAUCAAACGCUCGCUCAUCGACAGCGGCUGCCCGCCGUCUAUCGUCAACGACCUGAUCGAGAACGCCCACGAGAGGAACUGGCCCGCCGGCCUGGCCACGCUGGAGACACGGCAGAUGAACCGGCGGUACUAUGAGAAUUACGUGGCCAAGCGUAUCCCGGGGAAACAGGCAGUGGUGGUGAUGGCCUGUGAGAACCAGCAUAUGGGUGAGGACAUGAUCCUGGAGCCAGGCCUGGUCAUGAUCUUCGCCCACGGGGUGGAGGAGAUACUAUGACCCGGCUGAGGGUGGUGGAGAGCAGAGAGGAGACUUCUGACUGACCUGAACUUAGUAGAGGAGGGAGCAGGGAAUGCUCUAACACUACGGUUGCAUCCCAAAUGGUACCCUGUUCCCUAUGGGCCCUGGUCAAAAGUAGUGCACUAUAAAGGGAAUAGGGUGCCUAUAAGAUAGUAUGAGGAGGGGAAGAGCCUAUGACGAGGAGGGGAAGAGCCUAUGACGAGGAGGGGAAGAGCCUAUGACGAGGAGGGGAAGAGCCUAUGACGAGGAGGGGAAGAGCCUAUGACGAGGAGGGGAAGAGCCUAUGACGAGGAGGGGAAGAGCCUAUGACGAGGAGGGGAAGAGCCUAUGACGAGGAGGGGAAGAGCCUAUGACGAGGAGGGGAAGAGCCUAUGACGAGGAGGGGAAGAGCCUAUGACGAGGAGGGGAAGAGCCUAUGACGAGGAGGGGAAGAGCCUAUGACGAGGAGGGGAAGAGCCUAUGACGAGGAGGGGAAGAGCCUAUGACAAAGCAGGGAUGAGGGAGAUAUGACACCAGCACCAGUAGACGGGUAUAGGGCAGGAAGUUGGCAACAGGCGGCCCGCGAGCCAAAACCAGCCCGCAAGUGUUUUUUUUUAUUAUUCUUUUUUUUUGUCCCCUAAAGCUUUUAGCAAUUUUGGGGGAUUUUAGUUUUUUUGGUCCAAAAAAUACUGAAAUCACUAGGAAUUCAGCUAAAAAUCUGUUGAAUUUAGGAGAUCUGUUCAAGUACUCCCACUAAUAAAAUAAGAGAGCUGUGAUCGUGUCUCAAUGUACAGUCGUGGCCAAAAGUUUUGAGAAUGACACAAAUAUUAAUUUCCACAAAGUUUGCUGCUUCAGUGUCUUUAAUUAUUUUUGUCAGAUGUUACUAUUGAAUACUGAAGUAUAAUUACAAGCAUUUCAUAAGUGUCAAAGGCUUUUAUUGACAAUUACAUGAAGUUGAUGCAAAGAGUCAAUAUUUGCAGUGUUGACCCUUCUUUUUCAAGA